Molecule: messenger RNA, 1026 nt
Organism: Gamsiella multidivaricata
Lineage: Eukaryota; Fungi; Mortierellomycota; Mortierellomycetes; Mortierellales; Mortierellaceae
Product: pseudouridine synthase
Exons: 4
Coding region: 1-1026 (341 amino acids)
Biological process (GO): mRNA pseudouridine synthesis; tRNA modification
Cellular component (GO): mitochondrion
Molecular function (GO): RNA binding; pseudouridine synthase activity
Source: RefSeq, a predicted model, not a curated record
AUGUGGGCUUCAAGGAUCUUGAGAGCAGCUUCGAACGCAACGUCGUGUUCUCAUUCGCCAUUGCAGCAUUCACCUUUGACAGGGUUGUUUGCGGUCAACAAGCCGACGGGGCUGACCUCGACCACGAUUGUGGAUCACCUACAACAUGUCUGUCAACGGAAUCGGACCCAUCCUUUCGUCCAGCGUCUCUUGGAGCUCGAUGGAUCCAAGCGUGCGAAGCGCGGGUUGGUCAAGGUUGGACAUGGAGGUACCCUCGACCCAUUGGCGCGGGGUAUCGUAGUGGUAGGAUUGGGAGCAGGCACCAAACAGCUUCACGGCAUGUCCGCGUCUUCGAAAGUCUAUAUCGCUGAGGGUCGGCUAGGAUUCAGUUCAACGACGCUGGAUUGUACAGGAUCGUUGGUUGCAGAAGGCCCGACGAAUCAUAUCGCCAAGCAGGACUUGAUCCAGGCAUUGUGUGCUUUCAAAGGCGAGAUCUUGCAGACACCUCCGCUGUACUCGGCGAUAAGUAUGGAUGGUAAAAGGCUGUACGACUAUGCAAGAGAGGGUUUACCCUUACCAAGGGAUAUCCCGACACGAAAAGUGCAGAUCCAUGGACUCGAAUUGCUCUCCUUCCCCGAUGGUACUACCCCUCCAGAUCCCAGUCUCCAACAAUAUGGGUUCCUCUCCGAAAACUCAAACACCGCAACAGAACCGUCAACACCCUCGUUUACGAUGGGAUUCAAGCCCAAGCGGAUGAAGCACCAUCCGGAUGAGAAUCCAGAUCACGUCCCGAUUCCGUCGACGCCUGAAGGACUGGUCUUCCAUAUCCGAGUCCAUUGUUCGUCGGGGACCUAUAUCCGUACGUUGAUCGCAGACAUUGCGGCACAUUUGGGAACGGUCGGCCAUAUGACGGACUUGUUGCGGGUCGAGCAAUCGGGCUUCAAGUUGGGGGAUGAGGCGACAUUGGAGAUGGAAGAAUGUGAGGAUCUGGAAAAGGUCGGUCGCGCGAUCCAGGCCGGAAACCGUGUAUCCCAGGAAACGUCAUAA